Lycium ferocissimum is the source of this 678-nucleotide messenger RNA. RefSeq names its product protein RADIALIS-like 4. Lineage: Eukaryota; Viridiplantae; Streptophyta; Magnoliopsida; Solanales; Solanaceae. Gene Ontology annotation, molecular function: DNA-binding transcription factor activity. Bases 109 to 396 code for a protein of 95 amino acids. The transcript has 2 exons. The record is from RefSeq and is a predicted model, not a curated record.
CAAUUACUAUAUAUUUGGAGUAUUCAUGUUAACCUUUUCUGUACCAAAACAUCAUCUACACUCUCUCCUUUUAUAAUUUUAGCUAGGGCGUUCUUUGUUUUUGCAAAAAUGGCCUCAACUUCAACAUGGACUUGGGAGCAAAACAAGAAGUUUGAGAAUGCAUUGGCUAUUUUUGACAAGGACACACCAGAUAGGUGGAGUAAUGUGGCUAAGGCUUGUGGCAAGACUGAGGAAGAAGUGAAAUUGCACUAUGAAAAAAUAGUGGAAGAUAUCAAAGACAUUGAGUCUGGUAAAAUUCCUUUGCCUAAAUAUAGAGAGGCAAGUGUUGGCGAAACUAGCAAUAGGUACAAUUGCAAGGAUGAUGAACAAAGGAUGAGGUCUCUCAAGCUCAAGUAGAAGCAAGAAAUGGCGAAGAAACUCAAAUGCAGCAAACAAAUAAUUAACAAAAGAAGCAUAUUAGCUAUUAAUAUGUCUUUCUUCUACAGUAUUUAUUUUCAUUUAGUUUUUCAAUGAAUAUUUUCAUAUAAGCAUAUGAUUUUUUUUUUUUGGGUCGUAAUAUAGAAGCAAAUACAUGUAGUACUUAGUAUGUCUCUAAAGGUGACUCAAAGACAUCUUUCAUGUCCAAGUUAAUGAUAUCCUAUAUAUGUUUGUGAAUUAUCCUACAAAUUAGUGUGCAUU